Molecule: messenger RNA, 2791 nt
Organism: Oryza sativa Japonica Group (Japanese rice)
Lineage: Eukaryota; Viridiplantae; Streptophyta; Magnoliopsida; Poales; Poaceae
Product: disease resistance protein Pik-2-like
Biological process (GO): defense response to other organism
Source: RefSeq, a predicted model, not a curated record
AGGAAAAAGAAGACGAUGAUGAUGAUUAUGAUGAUGAUGAUGACUACGACGAUGAUGAUUAUGAUGAUAAUGAAGAAGAAAAAAAAUAUGAUGAUGAUGAUGAUGACGACGACGACGACGAUGACCCUAUUCAUCUUCAUACAGCUCAAUACAUGCAAAUCCUACAAGAAGUGUUCCUAAAGACCAUCAGCUGCAAGGCCCAGCAGCAAGAAAGAUUGGCGGCCAAGCAAGCUACAAAGACUGCAACGACUACAUUGGACGAGGAACGAAUCAAACAAAUGAUCAACGAGGCAAAACAAGAUAUCUUAAGGGAGCUGCAGGGAGGCAAACCUGAUAAGAAUCAAGCAACAGGUGAGCAUACAAGUGUUUCAGAUCAAAACGAACAGGCUUAUUUUGAAGAGAUAGAGCAGAUGAUCGAAGAAUUCAAGCGAAAACUUAAAGAUCAGCUGAAAAUAAAAGGGGUCGUGGACAAGAUCAAACAUCACUUACAGGGUGAGUGCCCCCUUAUUAUUCUAAAAGUUGACAAGAUGAUGGAUGGAUCCAGAUGGGAGGAGAUAAGAAAGGCUUUGAGCCUGUUAGAAUGCAGUGCCGAUGCACUGAUCUUCACCACAGAGAGCACCGAACAGGCUAAAGGAUAUUGCUAUCCACCAAGAGAACCUAUAGACUAUUCUCUUGUUGGUUUAUACCAUUAUACAGUGCUUGAGAUAACUAGCAAGCAGAUAAAUGAAGACAACUAUAACCCCCAGAUUUUUCGUGACAUCUUGGAGAAGUGUGAGGGGCAUGAAUUCUGCAUGAAGAUCUUCACUCAUGCUCUCUAUGCUAACCCCAAGAGGAGCAAUAAAGAGUUAAGCAAGCUACACAGCACCUUGCAGGCUUCACAUAAAUCACUUGACGCCAUAGCUAAGACGAUGUUCAUGUACUCUUACAAUGAUCUGCCUAAAGAAUACAAGUCCUGCUUGUUGUACCUAGCUAUCUUCCCCAAGGGUGAGAAGAUUAGGCGGUCAACCUUGGUUGGACGGUGGGUUGCAGAAGGGUUGACAUUCAGGGAAGAUUGGCCCAGUUCAGUGCGUCAGGCUAACCGAUGUUUUGAUGCCCUCAUCUGUCGAUGGCUUGUUUGUCCUGCUGAUAUUGGUGCCACAGGAAAGAUCAAGAGCUGUGUGGUAGGUGAUCCAGUUCAUGGGUUCAUUACCACAAUUGCCAAAAAACAACACAUUAUGCAUACACGCCUAUCACAUCACUUGGCUCGUCAUUUCUCCAUUUUCAAUGAUCUCCAAGUCCGUAGCUCUGAUAGAAUUGACACAUUCUUCCAAAACCUCUCACGAUCAUCUCAAGUAUCCCUACUUAAGGUGCUAGAUCUAGAAAGUUGUCAGUGCUUUGGUGGCAAGAACCAGCGGUACCUCAAGGACAUCUGCAGCAAGAUGUUACUGCUCAAGUAUCUGAGCCUAAAGGGAACAGAUAUUACCCAGCUGCCCAGUGAAAUCAACUAUCUCAGUGAGCUAGAGGUAUUGGAUAUCCGAGAAACCAAGGUGCCUGCAAAUGCAACAGUUAAAGUCCUGCUCUUGAAGUUGAAGCGUCUACUUGCUGGUCACAUUGAUCCAAGUCCAAGUAAUUUUGGCAGUAGUGUUCGGAUUCCUCGCAGGAUAGACAAGAUGAUAAACAUAGAGGUAUUAUCUAAUGUCAAGGCCCAACGCCAUGAUGAUUUGGAAGAUAUUGGAAAGCUAUGGCAGCUGAAGAAGCUAGGUGUGGUUAUUGAUAAGAAAAGUCACCUUGUGAAUUUGCUUAAAGCAAUCAGUGACCUACAUGAGUGCCUGCUUUCUCUGUCAAUCACUAUUCCCACAGCCACACCCGAGGGUUCUCCUUCAAUCCUAGAGUUACCAGAUGAUAUUGGCUCUUGCCUAAGACACCAUGCCAAUAUUCUUGAGAGUCUAAGCAUCAGCGGAGCCAUGCAUCUUUUUCCAUUAUUGACCAAAGGUGGCAAUAACAAGCUUGCCAAGGUAACUCUAUGUAGCACACCACUGAACCAAGAUGAUCUGGAGGUCCUCGCCAAGCUACCCAAGUUACAGUGUGUUAGGCUCCAACACAUUUCAUGCACAGGGAGCGUGCUCAUCUUCAAGGAAGAUGAUUUCAAAUGUCUCAAGUACCUUCUUAUUGAGGGUUUUAACUUGACUAAUGUCACUUUUGAGGAUGGAUCAGCCUGUGAGCUCGAGAAGAUGGUUUUAUCUUCCACCACCAUAGAGUCUAUCUCUGGAGUUGAUGGGCUUCCAAAAUUCGAAGAGCUUGAGUUGAACAACAGCCCUGUCCCGAAUGAGGUGAAAGAAGCCAUUGAAAACAAUAAACGGAUAAAUCUUAAAUGUAAUGAACCAUGAACUCAAGACCAGGCAAAACGGAGAUGAACAAGAGGAUGAAGACAAUGCUGCAACAUCCUCAUUCUGCUGGAAGAAACAGGUUUGUCGCCAGAGGUGCAUAUCUCCUUUGAUCCUAUGGUGUGGUUUGUGCGUGCUAGUGUGGAUUGCCAUCCGCUGCUUGUCUGUUUUAUUUCUUUCUGCUGUGCGUGUCUUUAUGUUCUGCAUGAUGUAAUAAUUCUUGCUGUACCCUGUUUUUUCUUCCUUACUGUGUUUUGCUUAUUUUCCUAGUUCGAGUCAGUGUAAGCUCGAGGCUUGCUUGUUCAAGCCGGAGCGAGUCCUUAGCAAGUUGGCACGACAUGCACUGGCGUGUGGGAUGGCACACGAUUCAGCGGGCAUGGUGGCCAAGUUAGUUGUGUCGUUGGUGCGGCACGCCCCGACGUGCGCCA